AUGGCGGAUAACGAAGGACAGGCCCCAGCUCCACCACAACCAGAGGGCGAACAAGAAUGCAUGUGCACCCAGGACAAGGUUCUUCAGUUUUUGAACAAAAUGGCUGAUGAGAGCGGAAUCAAGGAUUUGACUGAUCCGGCUCUUGCCGAGUUCUUGACCGACAGUGAUGCACUAAAAGGAAUUAGAGACUUAUUCCAUUAUCCAAAAGCCGGAACACUCCCAGAUGUUGAUACUACGCUUGUCGACCCCGAAGCUGAUAGUAUCUAUCUUUGUGGAAACUCCCUUGGCCUUAUGCCAAAAGUCACUGCUGAAGUAAUGAAGGAGCACCUCGACAAGUGGGCUAAGAUGGGAGUCUUUGGCCACAUGACUGGAGAAGUACCAUGGGCUCAUUCUGAUGAGCACUGUCUGGAAGGAGUCGGUCGCCUCGUUGGAGCUAAGAAGGAGGAAGUUUCCGUGUGCAACAGUCUCACUGUGAACAUCCAUGUUCUUUUGACUGCGUUCUAUAAACCAACUGAAACUCGUCAUAAGAUUCUUCUCGAGUCCAAAGCUUUCCCAUCUGAUCACUACGCCAUCGAAUCUCAGAUUCGUCUAAAGGGAAGAACUGUGGAGGAAAGCAUGUGUUGCCUAGAGCCAAGAGAGGGAGAAGAGACUCUUCGUACCGAGGAUAUAAUUGAUUACAUUGAGAAAAAUGGAGACGAAAUCGCCAUUGUAUUCUUCUCAGGAAUUCAAUACUAUACUGGACAGCUUUUUGAUAUCAAGGCUAUCACCGAAGCUGGACAUAGAAAGGGAUGCCUUGUCGGAUGGGAUUUGGCUCACGCUUUCGCCAACGUCCCACUUCAUCUCCAUUGGUGGGACGUCGACUUUGCCGCUUGGUGCUCUUACAAAUACGGAUGCACUGGAGCUGGAUCAAUUGCAGGACUCUUUGUUCAUGAACGCUUUUUGCAUGACAAAAGAGAAAGAAUGUUGGGAUGGUGGAGUCACAAAAUGUCAUCGAGAUUUGUUAUGGACAAUGUUCUCGAUUUGGACGAGGGAGCUUCUGGUUACAGAAUCAGUAACCCACCAAUUCAUUGUGUUGCUGCUAUGUUGGGAAGUUUAAAGAUAUUCGACCAAGUCUCCUUGGAAAACUUGCGCAGCCGUUCAUGCUACUUGACUGGAUACUUAGAGUACCUAGUGAAAACUUUGUUCGGAGAAGACUCGGACAAGAGAACCACUAAACUCUCCAUCUCCAUCAUUACUCCAGAAGACUUCCACCAACGUGGUUGCCAACUUUCUCUAAAAUUCUCAUCUCCAAUCGAUGUGAUCUACCCAGAACUAGUCAAACGUGGAGUUGCUGUUGACAAGAGAUAUCCAAAUGUGAUUCGCGUUGCACCAGUCCACCUCUACAACAACUACGUCGAUGUCCGUAGGUUCAUUUCAGUGCUUCAAGAAGUCGCUCACAUCGUUGAAGAUCAUGCCUAA
Molecule: messenger RNA, 1458 nt
Organism: Caenorhabditis remanei
Lineage: Eukaryota; Metazoa; Nematoda; Chromadorea; Rhabditida; Rhabditidae
Exons: 9
Coding region: 1-1458 (485 amino acids)
Biological process (GO): NAD+ biosynthetic process
Cellular component (GO): cytoplasm
Molecular function (GO): pyridoxal phosphate binding; kynureninase activity
Source: RefSeq, a predicted model, not a curated record